Messenger RNA from Carlito syrichta (Philippine tarsier), 746 nucleotides. RefSeq names its product protein PRRC2A-like. The record is from RefSeq and is a predicted model, not a curated record. The transcript has 2 exons. Gene Ontology annotation, biological process: cell differentiation. NCBI's taxonomy places the organism in Eukaryota, Metazoa, Chordata, Mammalia, Primates, Tarsiidae. The coding region runs from base 1 to 561 and encodes 186 amino acids.
AUGCCAUUCAAAGUACAGCUGCCAGACACUUCUGCCAAAGGAAAUUUCACUAUAAAAGUGCUGGUGCUGAAGGCUAUUGAGCUACCUAUUUCUGCCCCACCUCCCCUUUCUCUGUUACCUGUGGGCCCUGCUCUGCAGUCCCCCAGCCUGGCUGUGCGGCCCCCACCUGCUCCUGCUACUUGGGUGCUGCCUUCACCUGCCAGGCCCUUUCCCCCUAGUUUGGGGCGAGCAGAGCUGCACCCACUGGAACUAAAGCCAUUCCAGGAUUAUCGAAAACUGAGCAGCAACCUUGGGAUACCUGGAUCAUCGCGUACCCUCGCAACUGGAAGGUCAUUUUCUGGCCUCAAUACCCAUCUCAAGGCUCCACCUUCCGCCUACAGCGGAGUCUUCCGCACCCAGCGCAUUGACCUUUACCAGCAGGCCUCCCCACCGGAUGCCCUGCACUGGAUGCCGAAGCCUUGGGAGCGGACAGGGCCCCCUUCUCGAGAAGGACCUUCCCGACACAUAGAGGAUCCUGGGUCCCGAGGGGACAGGGAGCCUGGGUUGCCCCCACCCCGCUGAGGAAGUUCCUCUUGGCCCCUAUCCCCCAGGGCUUGUAUAUGGAUUAUAAAUAUAUAAGGGGGAAAGGGGUGGGUGAGGAGCAGUUGUGGGCCUGGAGCCUUGCUUCCCCUCCUUCCCCUUCCCCUGGUCCCCUAUCCCUGGGGCCGUUUGUUCAAAAACAAUAAAGGAUUACAAAAAAAAAAAAA